AUGAAAUCGAUCAUUCGACCAAUCAAGCUCAUUGAUGAUGACAUGAAUAUGGAAGGCUCGAAGUUGGACCAAUUGGCACAGGGAUAUCACUGGAAGGCACUCAAGAAUCUGCUAUCGAGCGAUCCAGUGCUGCAGAUUAUAAAGCCCAAGCUGAUCGGAGAAAUUCAAGGUCCGAUUUCCCCGCCGAAGGUGACGACAAACCCGUUGGACGGGAUCAAUGCGAUCAUUCAGCUACUACAUGACGCUGGAUAUGUCGCCGGAGUGUUCGAUGCGAACAAACUGUUGGAGUGCGAUCAAGAUCAGGUGAUUCACACGUGUUGA
This is a messenger RNA of Peronospora matthiolae, 321 nucleotides long. Lineage: Eukaryota; Oomycota; Peronosporomycetes; Peronosporales; Peronosporaceae. The record is from the annotation of a GenBank genome assembly.